AUGGUGGUGGACAGGACGAUACUAUUCAAGGGCCAUGUGAAGAAAGCGGCAGCCAGAGCAGCGGAGAUCGGGAAACAGCUGGCGAGGAUCAUGCCGAACCUGGGAGGGCCACGAGAGGACCGACGGCGGCUCCUGUCGUCGGUGGUGCACUCGGUGCUCCUAUACGGUGCCCCCAGCUGGGCACAAACGCUGGAGAUCGUGCCAGGAAACGUCCGGACCCUGAAUAGAGCCCAACGGAGAGUUCUUCUCCGGUGUGUCUGCGCGUACCGAACCGUCUCCGAGGCAGCCACGAACGUGAUCUCAUCAACGCCACCCGCAGACCUCCUGGCGAAAGAGAGAGAGGCAAUGUUCGACCGGAGACGGGAUCCCGCGUUACCCACGGCAGGAAAAGACCCAAGAAGUAACACCAUGGUGACAUGGCAGGAGAGAUGGUCGACGGAGGAAUCAGGCAGCUGGACUAGGAGGCUGAUCCCAGACGUCCGUCGGUGGUGCGCCAGGAGCCACGGGCUGACAACCAGCUUUCACUUGACGCAGUUCUUGUCGGGUCAUGGUUGUUUCGGCCAGUAUCUGCACCGGAUCCGAAAGUUGGACAACCCAAGUUGUGUGGACUGUCUCGCUCCAGUUGACGACGCAGAGCACGCAUUCUUCCAGUGCGACAGAUGGUGGCGUCGGAGAAUGGAGCUGAAAGCUACAAUCAACGAUCCAUUCACUCCCGAGACCGUGGUGGGGAAGAUGCUGGAGUCACGGUACAACUGGACGGCAGGUUAG
Molecule: messenger RNA, 768 nt
Organism: Myzus persicae (green peach aphid)
Lineage: Eukaryota; Metazoa; Arthropoda; Insecta; Hemiptera; Aphididae
Exons: 1
Coding region: 1-768 (255 amino acids)
Source: RefSeq, a predicted model, not a curated record